GUCACGUGCUACAAAAUUUAUUCGCAAUCCUACCGCCUAGACCUCCGGCGUCGUCUGUCCAGUCCAGUGUUCAGUCCAGUACUAUACAGCGGCCACCACCCCACCACGCCACACACACAGAACUCCAACAUGGCAUCACCACCGCCCUCCAAAUCGACAGCGCUCGUCGCUUCCAAGCCCGCGCGCCCGAAGUCGCACCCGACCUCACUGAGCACGAAAACGCCCGCCGAACUCUCCGCCGCACAAGCGACCUACGGCCGCGGCGCCGUAUCCGCAAAGACGAACGCGAAGGACAAGAAGCUUCGGGGCUCCCUGCGGAAGAUCGAGGAGCGGUACCGGUCCGCGGCGGCGUCAGCCGCCGACGCUGAGCUACUGCGGCCCGAAUCCGGGCCUGGCUUCAUCGAGGCGGAGGGCGAGCUCGAGCGCACGUGGAAGGUUGGACAGGAGCAGAUUCGGCAGGCGGUUGAUGUUGCUACGGCAGAAAAGGGGUUUGGAUUGGAGAUGGAAUUUGGGCCGUAUUACGCGGAUUAUACGAGGGAUGGGAAGGAGCUGGUUAUUGCGGGCAGGAGGGGGCAUGUGGCGACGACGGAUUGGAGGGAGGGGAGGUUGGGGUGUGAACUCCAGCUUGGGGAGACGGUGAGGGAUGUUAGGUGGCUCCAUAAUGAGUCGUUCUUUGCGGUCGCGCAGAAGAAGUAUGUCUAUAUCUACGACCGGCAAGGAGUGGAAGUGCACUGUCUCAAGAAGCACAUCGAAGUCACAGCGAUGGAGUUCCUGCCGUACCACUUCCUCCUCGCGACGAUCGGCAAUGCGGGGUACCUCAAGUACCAAGACACAUCUACGGGAGCGCUCGUCGCCGAACUGCGGACCAAACUCGGCGCGCCGACCGCGAUGACACAGAACCGCCGGAACGCGAUCAUCAACGUGGGGCAUGCGAACGGCACGGUGACGAUGUGGUCGCCGAACAUGUCGACGCCACUGGUGACAAUGUUGACGAACAAGGGCCCAGUGCGCGCCGUCGCCGUGGACCGAGGAGGGUACUACAUGGCGACCGCCGGCGCCGACAGCCGAAUGAACAUCUUCGACAUCCGCACGAUGCGCGAGGUGCACAGCUACUUCACGCCGACACCGGCGUCGACGCUUGCGAUCUCGGACACGGGGGUGCUCGCGGUGGGCUGGGGCGGACAUGUCACACUCUGGAAAGACGCGCUGAAGACGAAACAGACCUCGCCGUACCUCUCGCACCACCAAGAGUCCGCCACGAUCAACUCGCUGCGCUUCUGCCCAUUCGACGAUGUCCUCGGCGCCUCGCACAGCAAGGGCUUCUCCUCCCUCAUCAUCCCCGGCGCCGGCGAGCCAAACUUCGACGCCCUCGAGGUCAACCCCUACGCCACCAAGAAGUCGAAGCAGGAGGCCGAGGUCCGCGCGCUGCUCGAGAAGCUAAGGCCCGAAAUGAUCCAGCUGGAGCCUGACGCCGUCGGCCGCGUCGAUACCCGCCACGCGGACCGCUCCAAGGAACGCCUUGAGGCGGACCAGGAACGGAGACUCCAGGAAGGCCUCGAGAAGGAUGAUAGGUUCCGUACCCGUGGAAGGAACUCGGCGCUGAGACGCAUGCUCAGGAAGAAGAGCGGGAAGAAUGUGAGGGAUGAGAGGAGGGAGAAGCUCGAGAAGCUCAAGGUUGCCAGGCAGGAGAGGAGUAGGGGCGUCGUCACCAAGAGCUUGGGGGCUGCGCUGGAUCGGUUUGGCGCAAAACGGCAGUGAUAGUUACUGGUAUGCGAAGG
Molecule: messenger RNA, 1778 nt
Organism: Tricharina praecox
Lineage: Eukaryota; Fungi; Ascomycota; Pezizomycetes; Pezizales; Pyronemataceae
Product: WD40-repeat-containing domain protein
Exons: 2
Coding region: 130-1758 (542 amino acids)
Biological process (GO): maturation of SSU-rRNA from tricistronic rRNA transcript (SSU-rRNA, 5.8S rRNA, LSU-rRNA)
Cellular component (GO): small-subunit processome; nucleolus; 90S preribosome
Molecular function (GO): protein binding
Source: RefSeq, a predicted model, not a curated record